AACAGUUCGAUAUCCUCAAACGCACUGUCACUGUGUUUGAAAGUAACUUUGAGACCCAGUGAGAUUCUGAGGGGUGGUUCCACCCAAAGAACAGGGCCAAAACGAGCAUAGAGAUAGAGUGGUGGUUCCACCCAAAGAACAGGGCCAAAACGAGCAUAGAGAGAGAGAUAGAGACGAAGUUGAAUCAGUGAACAAUGUACAAAACGAAGGUGCAAGAGUUGUGCCAGAAAAAGUCAUGGAGUUUGCCGGAAUACGAAACGACCAGAGAAGGACCCGAUCACAACCGUCGCUUCACUUCCACCGUAACCGUUAACGGCGUUCCCUUCCACUCACCUUCCCCUUGCCGCACCGUUAAAGAAUCGCAGAACACUGCAGCCAUGCUCGCCUUCAACCAUUUCUCCCAACCUAAUCCGAAUCCCAAUCCUAAUCCCAAUCCUAUUUCUCUUUGUCCCCUUUAUUCUUUUCCUCAACCCUCCCUCUCUGGAUUUUCUUCUUUUCCACAACCUUCUCUUUGCGCUCCUUCCACACCAUCACCAUCAUCAUCACCAUCUUCUGGUUUUGCUGCUCCCAGCACUGAUGUUGAUAACAUACUUCCCGCAAGCAGAGAGUUGCAACCGAAAUUAGAAGAAGCAUGCCAAACUUCUCAGAUUAGUAGCCCUGUCUCAGCUGUUAGAGAUAUCAUGACUGCAGGAGAUCAGAAAAAUAUGUUACAUUUGUACAAGAAUCAACUGCAAAGCUAUGCUCAAAAGAGAAACCUACAUCUCCCAGUGUAUUCUUCUGAAUGGGAGGGCCCUCCUCAUGCCAUGCGUUUUAAGUGCAAAGUCACAAUUGAUGGACAAACCUUUGAGAGUCAUAAGUUCUUUUCUUCAUUGAAGGAUGCUCAACAUGCUGCAGCUGAAGUUGCUUUAAUGUCAUUAUCACCAGGCGGAGUUCAAGAGGAUCAUAUUGUGUUAUACAAGAAUCUUUUGCAAGAAUUGGUUCAAAAGGAAGGAUUUAGUUUACCCAUUUAUAGUACAAAUAAAUCUGGUGAGGCUCAUAUGCCAAUAUUUCUGUCACAAGUCGAGGUAGAAGGGGAGCUUUUUACUGGACAAGAAGCUAAAUCCAAGAAGCAGGCAGAGAUGAGUGCAGCCAAGGUUGCUUAUAUGACAUUGAAAGAACGCAAAGGUAAGUCAGAUCAGAGCUCCUUAUUUCCUUUGUCAGCUCAUCAAGGACGAGCUCCUGAUUUCUCACCUGACUUCUCAGAGGCAAAUGUCAUUCCCAGUCCUCAACUCCAUGCUAAUCCAAGAUCACCUGUAAGCCCUGGAUUAAUCACUUGCAAUCAACCUGACAAGCAUAAAGGCAAGUCAGAUCAGAGCUCUUCAUUUCCUUUUUCAGCUCAUCAAGGACAAGCUCCUGAGUUCUCAUCUGACCAGUCAGAGUCAAAUAUCAUAACUGGUCUGGAACACCAAGCUAAAUCAAAAUCACUUGUAAGCCCUGGAUUACUCACCUGGAAUCAAACCGACAAAGAUAAGCUGAAGAAAGGAUUGUCUUCGUGUGGAAAUACGAAUGGCUGCAUAGAGGAUUCUUCCUUGUCAAAUGGCCAGUGUGCACCUUCACCCUCUGACAGUACCAAUGUGGUUUCUGACACAAGUAAUGAGCCUUCAAAUGCAUUAGCCACCCCAUCGCACAGAAGAAAGGUCGUUGUUUACUCACGCAAGACAAAUGUGGAAGUUGAAGGCGGUGGUACUUUAAUGCCUAUUAGUGAUGACAAUUGGGUUGUUUACUCAUAUUCUCAGUGAGUUAAUUGGCUCAUUUGUAUCAUAUUUUUAUUCUCUCAAAUGAAUUUAUAUAGAAAGGAAACUGAAGUAGAUUGAGUAAACCCAUACAUUUGCUCCUCACAAAUUUGGAGGUAGACAAAUUAGUCAUGAGAAUGCAAAAAUCCCACCAUGAUGUCACAACUAUAAAUUAUCAUAUUAAUCUUUAGACAUUGUAUAAUAUGACUUGACACUUGAGCUUCUUAAGAAUUAUGAGGUUUUUGCAUAGGAACUAUUGU
Messenger RNA from Gastrolobium bilobum, 2032 nucleotides. RefSeq names its product double-stranded RNA-binding protein 1-like. The transcript is spliced from 7 exons. The coding region runs from base 195 to 1778 and encodes 527 amino acids. Gene Ontology annotation, molecular function: double-stranded RNA binding. Lineage: Eukaryota; Viridiplantae; Streptophyta; Magnoliopsida; Fabales; Fabaceae. The record is from RefSeq and is a predicted model, not a curated record.